AACUAUCGACUGGGUAUACAGCUCCGCUGGAUAUGUAGGUGGAUAUUUGCCAUCACUGAAUCCCCUCAACUGGUUUAGCAGUUCAAAAGAAACUAAAGCAUCCACUGGAAUCACUGGAACCGCAGAUGCGUCUAAACCCGCAGAUGCGUCUAAACCCGCAGAAGCCCCUAAACCCGAAGAAGCCCCUAAACCCGAAGAAGCCCCUAAACCCGAAGAAAAACAAGACGGCGAAAAAUGA
This is a messenger RNA of Mitosporidium daphniae, 238 nucleotides long. RefSeq lists its product as uncharacterized. The transcript has a single exon. Lineage: Eukaryota; Fungi; Microsporidia. The record is from RefSeq and is a predicted model, not a curated record. The annotation marks the transcript as partial.